CCCGCCCCCGGCCAUGCCCCGCCCUACCUGCGCUGGGUAACGUUCCUCUCUUUCCAGGAGCUGACCUUCCUGACCAAGCAGGAGAUCUUGCUCGCCCUCAAGAGAUUCAGCGAGCUGCUGCCCAAGGAGGAGAGGGAGGACAUCCUGCAGACAAGAGUCCCCGCGAGCAAGAUGCUCACACUGCCUGAGCUGAGGGCAAACCCCUUCCAGCACCGGAUCUGCUGGGUCUUCUCCACCUCGGAGGCUCAGGAUAGCAGCAUGUCCUUCGAAGACUUCCUCGACAUGCUGAGCGUCUUCAGCGACUCAGCCACGGCAGAGAUCAAAUCCCACUACGCCUUCCGCAUCUUCGAUUUUGAUGAUGAUGGGACCCUGGGCCAGAAGGACCUGGAGAAGCUAGUGAACUGCCUGACGGGGGAAGGGGAUGAGACCAGGCUGAGUGAUUCAGAGAUGGACCAGCUCAUCCAGAACAUCCUGGAGGAAUCUGACAUCGACAAGGAUGGGACCAUUAACCUCUCUGAGUUCCAGCAUGUCAUUUCGCGCUCCCCAGACUUCGCCAGUUCCUUUAAGAUCGUGCUGUGAUGCAGCACAUCCCUUCCAGCGAAGCCGUCCCGUGGCCUGUCUCUCCCAAGCCGGCUGCACAUCUCUGCACGGUGGCUGGAUCCUGCCUCUUCUGACCAAGCCAGGACUAGAUGAGUGACUGCAGGCUGGUGCUAGGAGCGCUCCGUCCACAGUGCCUUAUGGCCCCUAGGGCCAGGCCUCUCCUGUGCAGCGGGGGGGUCACAAGGUCCUGUGGUGCCAGGGGCCUUGUGCUUCCAGGUCCCAGCCACUCCCGGCUCAGAGCAGGGGCUGCUAGGACCUCCAGUCCCCAUGGGGCCAUGUUUGCAGCUGCUUACUCCUAUGCAACCCAGGUUCCCUGGGCCUAACCUGGACACCCUGAGCUGGAGAAGGGAACUCCUGCUGGGGCCUGCAAUAAUCCAGGGCUCCCUCCUGAACCUCCCUGUGCCUUCCACUAGCAGACUGGUGGCUGGGACUCCAGCAAGGAGCCCCUGAGGAUGCUGAGGGCCUGGCUGGCCCCAUGCCCUGCUGCAGGCUCCAGGGCGGCAGCAAACCUGGCUUGUUUUUCUAUGCAAUGAUGCACCUUACACUGCUGCAGCCUACAGCUCCGCCCAGGGCCCGCCUGAAGGGCCCUGCAGAGCCAUCUGUGCGGUCUGGGAGGGGGUGUCCUGGCGUGGCCCAUGGCCUUCCCAGGAUUGGCAGCAGGCAGGGCCACAGCUGACAACUCUGGACUUGUACAACUUCCACCUGUGCCCCUUCUAGUCUGCCCCUGCCUCUGCUCUGCCUGUCUCCCAUUAGCCAGGCUGCCUGGCAGGGGCCUCUCCCGGUAGCCCGUAGACGCAGGCUGGGGGAAGGCAGCAGGUCCACUCUCCUAUCCAACUGGCAGCACUUGGGUGCUUGUGCCUGGGGUGGGAGCUAAAACUCAGGGUAUCAUGAAUUUCUUGCUUCCUACUUUUCUUACCACUCAAGGCAGCUGCUGGGCAAGUGAAUAAAGAGCUGGAGUCUUA
Pelodiscus sinensis (Chinese soft-shelled turtle) is the source of this 1562-nucleotide messenger RNA. NCBI's taxonomy places the organism in Eukaryota, Metazoa, Chordata, Testudines, Trionychidae. The record is from RefSeq and is a predicted model, not a curated record.